Tetrahymena thermophila SB210 is the source of this 732-nucleotide messenger RNA. RefSeq names its product RING-H2 zinc finger protein. The record is from RefSeq and is a predicted model, not a curated record. The transcript is spliced from 5 exons. Lineage: Eukaryota; Ciliophora; Oligohymenophorea; Hymenostomatida; Tetrahymenidae.
AUGGAAACUCUGAUUGAAAGCUUUAAUUAAAACCAAUAUUCCUCCUCUGAGAUCUUCUUUCACCAUAAUUAUACUCAAGUGAAUUAGUAAAACAUAAUAAACACAAAUACAACAGCUACAAGUUAAAACGUUGAACAAAACUUAAAACCAGAUAAUGAAAGAGAGAACAAAAAGCAAGAGUACGAAAUACUAUUAUAAUAACGUCAAGAAGAAAUGGUUAGACAAUAUCUUGAAGAAAUAAGGGUUCUUGAGCGCUAAUUAUGGGAUAUGCAAAAUAGAUAAAUCUUUAAGCAAAAGAAUGGUGUGUCAGAAAAUAUAUUCGAUAAAAUUACAACUAUGAGAAUAGGAAAUACAUCUUAAACAUGCUCUAUUUGUUACAACGGCUUCGAAAAAAAUGAAAUAAUCAAGAAACUCCCUUGCAAACAUAUAUUCCAUUUAUCAUGCAUAAAACCUUGGUUGAAAAAACAAAAAACAUGCCCUAACUGCAGAGAUGACAUUUGCGAAUCCUUAAAGCAAUAAUAAGAAAAGAAAAAAUAAAAGUAAUAAAAUAAAAGUAAAAUUGAUAAUGAUGAAGGAGAAAAGCUUUAAAAAAAGGAAACUGAUUCUCAAAGAGUAUAGAAGUCCUACGAUACGCCUAUAAACUCUAGUACUGAAAAAGAAUCUGAAAAAAAAGGAAACAAAUUAUCUAACUUCACCAUAACAACCUGCUAAUUAGCAGAUUAAACAAAUUGA